AUGGCAAAUAUGCAAGAUUCAUCUCCGCUAAUCUUAUAUAUAUAUUACAGGGAAUUCAAUUCUUUCAGUCACUCCCGAAAAGCCAAGGCAAACUGCUCCAUUAAUCUACUAGAGAAAAUGAUCAUAUUUGAUCCACAAGGCCGAGUGUCAGCGUCUGGAGCUCUAGCUUGCGCAUUUCUAGCCCCUUAUCAAGAUCCAACAGAUGAACCAGAGGCUGACAGGAGAAUUGAUUGGGCAUUCGAUCGAGCAAAUUAUUCAAUUGAUACCUGGAAAAGCAGAUUGCACGCCGAAGUACUCGAUUAUCACAAAGAAGCGGAAAUGAAAGAGACUAUCAACCGAUGGCUUGGUGAUGAGAGAAUGGAAUGCUUUACAGUUACCACUCAACAAGGCCUAAACGAUUGA
Messenger RNA from Penicillium odoratum, 402 nucleotides. RefSeq lists its product as uncharacterized. Lineage: Eukaryota; Fungi; Ascomycota; Eurotiomycetes; Eurotiales; Aspergillaceae. Bases 1 to 402 code for a protein of 133 amino acids. The transcript is spliced from 3 exons. The record is from RefSeq and is a predicted model, not a curated record.